UCCAGGAUUUUCAUUUUAUUAAUUUUAAGCUGGUAGGUCAAAUGAUACUUGCAAUUUAAAAAAGCAAACCAAUUUUGACAGCUGUAAUGUAACCUCCAGAAAACAAUUUAUUUAUUAUGGAAAAAUUGGAAAAAGGAGACUGAUAAUUGUAAUAAAAUGGAAGAAGUUGAUACUAUUAUAUUAGAAACUUUAAAAGCUCUCAACUGUGAUUUGCCAGAAGAAAUCUCGAGUUUGAGACAGUUUGAUGAAGAUAUUGUUAUCUUAUGUGUAUCUACAUGUUUGGAAACUAUAAUUCCUUCCUCAAAAUUCCCAAAAAAGUUAUCCCCUUCAAUGGCAAUUAGACUCAAAACGGCAUCAUAUUUAGCCGAACAAAUCAAAGACAUUGGCUAUAGAGAUGAAAUUGGGUAUCAAACAUUACUUUAUUUCAAUGAAACUGAAAUAAGAAGACUUUUCAUUUUCCUAAUAGAAAAACUGCCAAAAGAUCCAGAAAGCUCUGUUCAAACUGAAGACGUAGGGUAUAUAGCAAAGUUGUUGAGGGAUAUCAAAAAAAACUUGAUACCUAAUCCUAUAUGGAUUCCCUCUUCACUUCAUUAUAAAGGAACCCAUUCAAAGGAAGGUCAUUUAGAAAUGAGAAGUUAUGGGAAUAGUUGCCCGUUGAAUAUAAAAAAAUUGACAAUACCAUCUUCUGACCAAACUUCUGAAGGAUUCCGGGAUUAUUAUGUUAAUAUUUUACCUGCAGUUACAAAACAGUGUUCACCCAAUCAACUAAUACCAUCUUUACUUUUUGAGGAUUGCAAAUUUUCAAGAGAAAACAAAGAUUUACUGCAUUAUCUCAAAAGUAUCCCAAAUCUUGGAAAUAAAUCAGAAAUAAGUUCUUCAGUUGAUAAUACUGUGGAAGAAGUGGAAUUGCAGACAGAAACUGAACUGACCUGGGAGGAUGAGUCCACAAAAGCAGUCUCUACAUUUAACGAAAACACUGUUGAAAGUUUGAAUGAAGAAUUGGAAGUGAAGCAAACAGAGCUUCUACAGCUGAAGAAAUCUGUUGAAAGUGACAUGGAUGUUCUAUCUGAGUUGAAUGAAGUUAAGCAAGUGGAAGAAAAACGAUCAGAAGAACUCAAAUAUAACUUAAACAUCAAGAAAAAGACCAUGGAAAUAGUAAGUAGUGAGGAAAAUAUACAAAAACUGAAGGAUGUGUUGGUUUCUAAAUCAAACAGUAGAUUGAUGAAAAUGAAUCAAAAAUGGAACGAGAUAAAACAAUCGCUAAUUCAAAAACAAGAUAAUCUACAGAGCAUCCUAUCAGAGAAAGAAUCUAAAUUACAAGAGAAAGAAGUUAAAUUGAAACAUAUAAUGGCAACUUAUGAAGAAAUGCGUGUGGACUUCAAGAAUAAAGUGGAGUUGGAAAAAAAACUUGUGGAGAAACAUAAAAAUGCUCCUCAAAAUAUAAAUAGGUCAACUUAUACAAAUAAUAUUAUUGAGAUAAUAGGCAAUAUAAAAAAGCAGAAUCAUGAAAUUCAAAAAAUUCUUCAAGAUACAAAGCAAGUACAAAAAGAUAUCAACACUUUGAGUGGACAAAUUGAUAGAUCUUUCACAAUUUCUGAUGAAUUGAUCUUUUUGCAUGCUAAGGAAGAUGAAACAUCGAAAAAAGCAUAUAAAUUGUUGGUUUCGCUGCAUAAUGAGUGCGGAGAAAUAGUAAAAAUUUUAUCUGAUAUAGGUUUCGUUGAGAGGGAAUGUAGAAAUCUUCAAGAACAACUUGAUAUUGAGGCCGUUAAACAAACAUCGGUUAAGUUACAGAGGGUUACUGAAGACCUUCAAAAAAUCAGAGAGGAGAAUGUUAAUCUUCAAAAACAAGUUCAAUGAUCUAGUCACCUUAAAGAUACUUCAGAUAUACGUUAUUCAAGAAAAAAAUGUUUAUCAAUUUUAUAUGAUAUUUUCAUUAAAAGCUUCAAUAUUU
This is a messenger RNA of Coccinella septempunctata (seven-spotted ladybird), 1951 nucleotides long. RefSeq names its product coiled-coil domain-containing protein 22 homolog. NCBI's taxonomy places the organism in Eukaryota, Metazoa, Arthropoda, Insecta, Coleoptera, Coccinellidae. The transcript is spliced from 6 exons. Gene Ontology annotation, biological process: positive regulation of ubiquitin-dependent protein catabolic process. Bases 157 to 1857 code for a protein of 566 amino acids. The record is from RefSeq and is a predicted model, not a curated record. Gene Ontology annotation, molecular function: cullin family protein binding.